AUGGAGACGACGUACGCGGCGAUGACCUCGGACGUCGUCGUCGUGAGCGCGGCGGUGGUGCUGUGCGUCUCGGUCGGGGGCUUGGUGUGGAUGAAAACGUCGGGGGGACGGACGACGGGGUCGAGCGUGGCGACGGGUUCGGAGAAGGACGCGGACGAUGGGACGCGGACGAAGCUCACGGUGUUUUACGGCACGCAGACGGGGACGAGCGAGCGGUACGCGCGGGAGGUGGUGGCGCACGCGCGCGCGCGGUACGGAGACGCGGUGCGGGCGAGAGCGAUCGAUUUGGAAACGGUGGACGCGAUGGGGGCCGAGGACGCGCUGCAGGCGGAGACCGCGUGCGCGGUGUUCUUACAGUCGACGUACGGGGACGGCGAACCGACGGACACGAGCCAGGAUUUCGUGUACUGGGCGAGAGACGCGGCGAACGACGGGCGCAUGCCGGAUUUGCUCGAGAGUCUCACCUUUAGCGUCUUCGGACUUGGGAAUCGAUCGUACGAGCAGUUCAACGCGGCGGCGAAGAUGGUUCACAACGCCCUUAUCGGGCUCGGGGCGAAGCCUUUGCUCAAGCUCCAUCUCGGAGACGAUGAUCAGUGCCUCGAGCAAGACUUUGAAAACUGGAUCGAGGCUUUUUGGCCCGCGUUUGAGACCAAGUUUGGCUUACACAGCGACGGUGGGGACGAAGACCUGCCUCGUUACGACGUUGUCAUGAUGGACGGUGGCGACGGCGAGCGCGCGGCGGCGACUCAGGCGGCCAAGUACGAGAAGGAACACUCCAACGCGCGCGUCGCCGCGACGGCGACGCAUCCGUUUCUCGCCCCAGUAAAGGUUGUUCGCGAGCUUUACGGCAACGGCGCCGAUCGAAGCUGCGUGCACGUCGAUUUCAACAUCUCUGGUACGAGUCUGCACUACAAGACGGGCGACCAUUUGGGAGUUUUCGCCGAGAACGGUGCGGAUAUUGUCAAGCGCGUUGCCAAGACUCUCAAGUGCGACGUCGACUCCGUCUUCCGUCUGGAAAAGCCGAUCGAUGCCCCGGCAUCGCUCCCCGAGCCUUUCGCGACGCCUAUGACGGUUGGGGGCGCCAUCGCGAGAUACGUGGAUGUUUUGAGUAUGCCACGCAAGCAAGCGCUCGCGGCACUCGCAUCUGUUGCCAGCGAUAAGGACGCCAAGAAGCUCGCGUUUUUGGCGUCUCCGGCGGGUAAGGAUGAAUUCGCCAAAUACAUCACGAAACCGCACAGAUCGCUGUUGGAGGUAAUGGAGGACUAUCCGAGCGCGGUGCCGGAUCUCGGGCUGUUCUUUGGGGCCAUCGCUCCGAGACUGGCGCCCAGAUUUUACAGCAUCAGUUCCAGCCCAGCCGCGGAUAAGAACAUCGUCACCGCCACCGUGGCCGUCGUCAAAGAAAAGGUGGCCACCGGACGGGAGCACGAGGGAGUGGCGAGUACCUUCUUGCAACGAGCGGCUGAGGGUCAAAAGAUACCAAUCUUUGUGCGCACGAGCACGUUCAGACUGCCACAGAAUCCAGAGGCGCCCAUAAUCAUGAUCGGUCCGGGCACGGGCUACGCCCCUUUCAGAGGCUUCUUGCAGGAACGCACCGCGUUGAAAGCGUCGGGGGCGAAGUUGGGCCCCGCCAUGUUAUUCUUUGGCUGUCGCAACAAGGAUAAGGACUUCAUGUACGAAGCAGAAAUGCAAGCUGCGCUUGAGGACGGAGUCAUCACGAGUCUUGACGUCGCAUUCAGUCGCGAUGGUCCAAAGAAAGUUUACGUACAAGACAAAAUUAUUGAAAAGGCGAGCACGGUGUAUCCGAUCGUGAAGGGCACGGUCGGUAAGAACGAAGGUGCCGUUUACAUUUGUGGUGACGCCAAGAAUAUGGCCAGAGACGUGAACAAGGCGUUGCUGAGCGUUUUGAUGCGCGAAGGCGACUAUGCCGCGCACGAGGCUGAAGAGAUUCUUCGAAGGUUGAAAAACGAAUUUAGGUAUCACCAAGACGUGUGGUAG
This is a messenger RNA of Ostreococcus tauri, 1995 nucleotides long. Its product is annotated as Flavoprotein pyridine nucleotide cytochrome reductase. Gene Ontology annotation, cellular component: cytosol. The transcript has a single exon. Lineage: Eukaryota; Viridiplantae; Chlorophyta; Mamiellophyceae; Mamiellales; Bathycoccaceae. Bases 1 to 1995 code for a protein of 664 amino acids. The record is from RefSeq and is a predicted model, not a curated record. Gene Ontology annotation, molecular function: NADPH-hemoprotein reductase activity; FMN binding; flavin adenine dinucleotide binding.